AUGACGAAAGUUCCUCAGGGGUUUGAUUUCAGUUUCCUAAACGAGGAAGAAGCCAGGAAGAUCCUCCAGGUACUGGAAAGAAAUGAGGAACUCCGGAGGGCAGAGAAGGACAGGAUCAGCAAACUUCAAAAGACAAAGAGGGAUAUCAGAUGGCUUCAAGGAGCAACUGGUGAAUGGUUUGAAGAAAUUCAAAGAAAGAAAUUUUGCAAUGAAACAGAUGUUAACCAGAUGUUAAAACCACCACUUACAUAUAGGCUACAGAAGGGGAUGGCAAAAAAUGAUUCGAUGGAAUUACAAACAUCAAGAUCUAAAAGCCUAAUAAACCAAAAGCCAUCUGUUUCUCCCCGAAUGAGCUUUCGGUCAUCCUUUGCUUCACUGUUCUCAUUCAGAAGAUCUGCGAAGGAGACUCUAAAACUUCAAUCUCAGAGACCAAACGGGUGUGAUGAGCGUGUAAGACCUUCGGCAUCUGGGAGGGGGACAGCUGCGGCAAAAAUAUACAAUUUCCCUGUUGGGAAUCAACCAGUUGCCAGUGUGUUUGCUCCUAAGCCAGCCAUCAUGAGGGAGGAAAGUGGUAUGCCUCCGCCCUGGGACGCUUCCCUGCUGGAGAGUGAGUUCUUCCAAGUUUUAGAUGAUUUGGACAACAAGCUGGCUCAGGAACAAUCUUCAGGCUUGAUGAAUACCAGAGUGCCAUUCGACCACGGAUCGAGAGCACAGUUCAAACUGUCUCACAGGAACAGGCAUGGUCAGAGCACAGGAAGGCAUGAAAACUACCAUCGUGAAACUUCCAACAUGUCUAUCUAUGACAUCCUGAGACCUGGAACCCCUAGAGAAGGCUUUAAAACCUUUUCUCCUAGGACAAAGACAAUUUAUGAUAUGUAUAGGACCAGGGAGCCCAGAGUCUUAAAGGAAGACUUCAUGCAAAAGAAUGCAUUUGGUAGUACAUCUCUGUGUUUUGACAGCCGAGAAAGAUCAGCCUCGCCUGCUGCAGGGCGUUUUACUGCCAGGAGUUUACACUUUCCAGCUGAUACUCAAAACAAGAGUAGUUUUACACCAGUGAGGCACCAGCAAAGCCCCAAAAGGACCCCUUUAUCAUCCAUCAUAUGGAAUAGGUCAGAUUCUUCUAGACAUAGGCAGAAUCAGGAAGAGUCACUGGGGGUACCAGCACCAAUGGACAUUGACCCUGCUGAGCAAUAUGUGCCCUCUAGGUGUUUUCAGGAAAGUAGGAGGUAUGAGGUGUGCCAUUCACAGAACACUUACCAAAGCUACCCUUUAAAUGUCCCUGUGGAUAAUGCAAUGGGUCCUGACACAUUGGAGAACUCAGAGAAUAUGCCAUUCUACCGUCAGAAUAAUCCGUUUGCAAGAUCUUUCUUUAGCAGUACCUUCAGACAGAGCAGAGAACAGAGAUUUGGACAGAAUUCUUUUUGGAGCCGACAGGAAGAACAUUCUUCCUGGUCUAACUUUCCCCAGAGCAGGAAGCCAUUCCCUUCUGACAAGGACUUUGAAAUGAUUUCUGUUGAAGCAAACAGGGCAUCAUCUGUUUGCAGCCAUGGUGUCCCUUCUCAGCACUGGAGGCCACGUUCUCCUGGCUGUGGAACAUACGUUUUCAGAGGUCAAGAAGAUUCACAUUGCUGGCGAUCUGAUUUUCAAACAUCCCCACUGGAGAACAUGGACAUCUCACAUGUUAAUGAGAACCGGUUUCCACCCCAUUUUGUCACAGCAGAUGGGUUUUCUAUAACUGACUCGAGUUGCCACAUCCAGCCUUCUGGGCUGGACUCCCAGCAGGGCCACGGCCCUAUAGAAGAAGCUGUAGAUGAGAACCCUUAUUUGUUUGGCAAGGCUCAGACUCCAGUAUCUUCAUUCAGAACUUCCUUCCUCCUGAGUCCCGAUAACAGAAGGGAGACUCAGAGUUCCAGCUUCCAGAAUUCCACAGCUACUUUACAGAAAAUAAUCUCUGAUAAGCCAGACUCUCUUCCAAUAAGAAACUGUACAGAAGUUCCUGUGGCUUGUAGCCAUUCUACAGAAUCUCUGUCUCUUACUGAAACCCAGCCCAAUAUCCCAGUCACAGAAAUGAACAGUGAGAAAGAUAUGGAUGCAUCUAUUUCAGAGGAUGAACAGCUAAACAAGGUGGACCAGAAGAACAGGCCAACUGGGUUAUCCCAAUCUGUUUCACAGACAGUGAUCUCUAGUGAUUUACCUGACUUUCAUAAUGCCCACUCCCAGGAUUCAACCCAAAAUGACAUGUAUGGUUUUAAUGCAUCUGCCACAGAACAUUCCAAAAGAUCAUCUAGGGUCUUUUCCAGGAAAGGUACUUCCCAAAUUCAUACAACACAAAGAGAUCAAAGCAAUGAACUGAACAAAAAUAAAUGUCUUUCUGGGGAUAGGAGACUUGACUCAGCAGCUUUCAUCCAAGAAAGUGGAACAUCGACAUCUCUUACCAGCCCAAAUCAAGGUUGUCACCAGAAAACAGGAAGUAGUGAAGACAGUUCAAGCACCAUUAAAAAUAGCCAUUGGUGCUUUGAACCCACUGCUAACCAAAAAUCACAGCUUUCCAAGGAGCCUGCUAUUUUAGAUCUUGAGCAACAGCAAAGUCCCUCCACUCAUUCUACCAAUGGCAGCAAGCUGGCUGCUGGGCACAAUGUCUCACGAGAUCCUGUAUAUGUGUCAUCAGAUGCACCCCAAGAUUCUUUCCUUGGUGCUCUUCUGGUACCUUCCACUACAGUGUUCUCCAGGAGCCUUUCAGACCAAAAUCCAGGUCAAGAACAACGAGAAGAAAAAGACAAAGCUACCAAGAACCAAAAUAAUCAGCUGGCUGUAAAUUCUGCAGAUGACCAAGAGAGUCAUGAUGGUCCUGCACUUCCGCAUGAUGCUGUUCACUGCCACCCAUACUCUCCCUUCAAGAAUGGGAGGGGGAAGGGAAGAGUAAGGCGCCGUGUGUCCUGUAUUGAGAAGCUAACCAAAACAGAGAGUAGAGCGGCACCCACAAGAGAAGGCAGUAGCUGUGCUGAGGACCCAAGCAGCAUCAAAGCUCCUGAGCUCAGCACAGUCUAUUGCACCUUGCCAAGAAAACCAGCCAGCUUCCUCAUACACAGCAGACAGCAGGAAAGUAAGGUAGUGGCUGCUUCAGUUAGGAAUGGGCCACCUCCAUUCCAAAUAAAAAAUAAAGCAGAAGUUCUCACUGGAAAGAGCACAUCUGACAAGCCCAGUUCUCCUGAAUCAAUGGGUGAUGCUGCAAAUUCAGUCAUGGGGACACCCAAAGCCACCAAGAGGAUGACAGAUAUGAAAGCCAUUAGAUCAGCCUCAGUUAGGAAAGGACCACUCCCUUUCCUCAUCAAGAGGGCGGUAUCAUGUCCUUCAGGGGAGCCAUGUACCUUGGCUGAAAGUGGUGAAAGAGAAAAGUCACCAGUCCUGGACAUGGAUACUUCUCCUAUAAUACCCAGGCUUUCGGGGAGACUCUUUAACUCUCUGGAAGGUGAAUCAUCAUUUAGAUUUUCUGAAAAGGAACUUGCUCAAGAACACAUUGGAAAGAGUAGUGAGCCUCUGGCCCCCAGAAUGAACUCAUUUGCCCUUUCAAACAAAACCCCUGAACCUUUGUGUGCAACUGGAUCAGGAAAAGAAAGUGGGAAAGCACUCCAUAAGUUUAAGACGACUAGCAUGUUUUCUGUUUCUGGCGAUGAAGAGAAUGUGAAGUGUCUUGAGGUGGUUUCAAUAUAUUAUACUCUACCAAGAAAACCCAGCAAAAAAUUCUGCAGCCUCCUUCAGCAGUACGCACAAGGUACCGAUUCACUUAGAGAUGCUUUUCAGGGAGAAGCUAAAGCAUCUCCUAAUGCUUUAGAAGCCAAUGAGCUGAAUUGUCCUGCACAAAUGCAGUCAGGAAUACCUUCACCACACGACCUAAAGAUGCAGGUUGACUCUGCUCCAUACUGUCUCUCCCACAGCCCUCAAAGUAAGGCUAUCUCCCAACUGCCAGAUAGAGAGACUUCCAAAUCUACAUCAGAGGAAAUGGCUUCUGUGGGGUCAGAUGUUUCUCUUCACAGAGAAGAACCUAGGAUCAAAGAGAUUUCCCCAAGUAAUGUAUCUAAAACAGCUCUAGAUGAUUCACUAAGCAAAGAAAAGAGAGAGAAAGAAUUGCUAAGACAAAUCCUACAGAGCCCAUCACUGCAUCAGGAAAAAGGUGCUGGAGAAGAAAACACUAAGAGUCAUCAACAACCUUCUAAAGGAGGAAGCAGUGGUCCCUCCAGUCUCCCAUCUCACUCAGAAGAUAAUGUUGAAAAUUCCCAAAUCAGAAGAGAUUCUGGAAUAUGUGCAGGUGGCAUGGCCACUAUCUCUUCAGGAAAUGGACGGUAUCCUUGGAGAGGUCAUGUGGCUGUAGUUGUAGCUGACCGUUCUAGUAGGUCACAGCCUAGGGAAACCAGUGGAACAACUGGGUCAUACUGCCAAAACCUGACUGAUAAAAUGCUCUCUGACUCAGAAAGUGAAACCUUUGCUCUGACACCAGCAUUGCGAAAGCUGCAGCUUGCUGAAGAGGCUCAGUCAGGGGGAGCAGGUCUGCAGUCAGAACCCAGGCAGGCAGGAAGUCAGGAAACAGACACAGCAGAGAUGAGGAAGGUUGAAGAUGAAGGACAAAUGUUGACAUGGGAUCAAACUUUACUUCCUAGAGGAAAUAAUAAAAAUAAAACCAUCAUGGAUGACCUAGAAACAAAAGACAGAUACUCAGGUAAACAUAGAUUGACAGCCAUAUCUAAAGCAAGCAAAAAAAUCCCAGCUAAGGAUUUAAGUCCCAGAAAACAUGUAGCUACUAUCUUCUCCCAAAAUGAAAGCAAAUCUGGCUUUAGGAGGCUCUCUCUUUAUAGACCAGAGGACAACCCACCAUCCCCUGAACCUAUUAUAAAAUCAACAGAGUCCACAGAUAAAAGCAGUCCCAUGAAUAUGGACAAAUGUGAGACCCUUCUCCAGGAGACCACAGUUUCUAGCCCUGGACCUCCUGGUCAGUCCUGCAAUCAAAAUUCUGCUAACAUUUUGCAAGCACAUCUGAGUGGGUCACACAGCAUCUCAGAAGCAUCACAAAAGACCAAGGGUUCUAAAGCUCAGAUUUCAGGAGAGUUGGGAGCCCCAGCUCAGCUUACACUAACCAGCCCCUUAGAAAAAAGUGCUGGCUGUCAGCAGAGGUUAAGUCCUCCUUUCCCCCUAGAGCCUACACAGAAAUCAACAAUAAACUCCCAUUGUCAGCUGCGGCACAGGAGUGCCCCAUCUCCAGAGUCAGAACCUGAGUCACAGCUCUAUCGGUCAAAGAGUUUAAGAAACAUCAAUGUGCACAGCGACCUGUUGUGUACAAGCCACCCUCCCAAAGCCAGAGGGCGCCACUUCUCCGAAAACACUUCCAUUGACAAUGCUCUGAGUCAACUGUCCCUUGAAGAUGACUCCUUCCCCAACAGUGGGUACAAUCGAAGAUUCAAAUCUUUUUCCGAGCUUCCUAACUCUUACGAAAGUGAAAGUUGGACUUCAUAUAACAAUAGGACACAAGGUCCCAAGUCCACCUCAUCCAUUUCCAGGCCUAUUGACUAUGGAAUUUUUGGGAAAGAGCAGCAGUUGGCUUUCUUGGAGAAUGUCAAACGCUCACUCACACAGGGAAGAUUAUGGAAGCCAAGUUUCCUCAAGAACCCUGGCUUCCUCAAGGAUGAUGUGCUUAAUGCUUCCAACCUGUCACAGUCAGAGCUGGUAAAGUCUCCUGCGGGUCAGGUACCAGAAGAUGGCUUAUUUCCAAGUGAGCCACUUAAUAUCUACAAGGACGACCCAGUGGAUCCACUGGACUCAGACUGGGACACAGACACAACCACAGAUGAUGAGUACUACCUGGAUGAAAACGAUAAAGAGUCAGAACUAUGAGACUUUUGCGAGAAACUGCAUAAUAUAACACUGUCAUGUUUUGCUUUUUACCAAAAGCUUACCAUGGAAAUUAGUCCAAUAAUUAUAGACAGAAAAAAUAGAGCUGGUUUAGGAAGUGUUCAAUCCCUUUUUAUUCCAUUUUUUCCUUUCUGGAUUCUAAGAAUAAUGCCCACUGUUCUUGAAGGGUUUUGUGUGUGUGUGUUUUUUCCUGCUAUGUUUUUCCUGGUGUGUUUGAACUUGGUCCUCCUCGUCUCUAAGCCACUUUCCAAUGUUAGCACUCUUUUCUCAACUUCUCUUACCUUUAAUAGUUUAGGAAUAUGUUCGACCUUGUGACUUGUUAAUUACCCAGCACAGCUGCAAAACUGAAUUGCCUCUGUCCACAGCCUGAAUUCCUGCUAUUAAAUGUAACAUAGGGAAAGCAAUAGUGGGGUAAAAUGCAGGCAUUGUGUAUGCAUAUGUUUAUGCAGUGUCUACAGAGGCCGGAAGAGGGCACUGGAACCCAUGGAAUGGGAGGAACAGAUGGUUGUUAGGAGUCACAUGGGUUCUGGGAAUCAAACCUAGGUCCUCUGCAGGAGCUGCAAGUGCUCUUAUCUCCUGAGCCCUCUCCAGCCACGCAAGA
This is a messenger RNA of Grammomys surdaster, 6502 nucleotides long. RefSeq names its product exophilin 5 (gene Exph5). Gene Ontology annotation, molecular function: small GTPase binding. Gene Ontology annotation, cellular component: endosome. The coding region runs from base 1 to 5883 and encodes 1960 amino acids. The record is from RefSeq and is a predicted model, not a curated record. NCBI's taxonomy places the organism in Eukaryota, Metazoa, Chordata, Mammalia, Rodentia, Muridae. Gene Ontology annotation, biological process: positive regulation of protein secretion; positive regulation of exocytosis; multivesicular body sorting pathway. The transcript has 6 exons.